Messenger RNA from Venustampulla echinocandica, 1851 nucleotides. RefSeq lists its product as uncharacterized. The record is from RefSeq and is a predicted model, not a curated record. Gene Ontology annotation, molecular function: zinc ion binding; DNA binding. Gene Ontology annotation, cellular component: nucleus. The transcript is spliced from 3 exons. Gene Ontology annotation, biological process: DNA-templated transcription. The coding region runs from base 1 to 1851 and encodes 616 amino acids. Lineage: Eukaryota; Fungi; Ascomycota; Leotiomycetes; Helotiales; Pleuroascaceae.
AUGGCAUCGCUCCACCCGCCAGCUAGACGAAAGAGUAGGCCCUGUGAUGCAUGUGUAAGUUACCCCAGGCCCAACCCGAGACUACGGUACAGCAGCGCUGAUUUGGCGCAGAGGAAGCGAAAGAGCCGAUGUGUGCUGGAAGAUGACUCCACCAUCUGUGUCUUGUGCAGGUUUCACAGCCAGGAAUGCACCUUUCUAGAGGAUCCCCAUUCGCGAAAACGCAAACUCACCCAACAUGGAGACGAUACCUCCUCUAGACGGCGCUCCGUUUCCUCUGGACGAGUUGAGAGGUCUCCAGAGACGCAAACUCGCAUCAUUCAGACCACCAGUGGGACUGGAGUGGAAGAAUAUGACGACAUGGAAGGACCGAGUCUUCUGAAAAGGACACUAGGUUUGCAGAAUAAGUACCACAGUCAAUACGUCGGGGCAACAAGAGGAAUCGAACCAUCCCUCCUAGGCCCGCUCGAGAUUGGUAAGAAUCAUGUGGUGCACCUGACUGAUGGACGUACCCUACGAAGAGUCAGCUCGGCCAACGCAUUCUUGCUGCUCCCAGAUAACGGGACACAAGGCUACGCUGAUGAACUCGAAGACGUGGAUGCUAUUGAGGCAAUUGUAAAACCCCACGGCCAUGCAUUGGUGGCCAUGUAUUUCCGCAUCGUGUUUCCGAGCUUUCCAGUACUCCACAAGGAGGUCUACCUCGAGAAAUACAACCGCUCAUAUCGAGAAUUCGCCCCGCCGCUCCUGGCGAGUGUGUAUCUUCUCGCACUUCAUUACUGGUCGUACGACGAGGAGCUUAGUAAGUCAGCCAAACCAGAUAUGAUAAGGCUCGAAAGGAUCACCCGAAAGGCCCUCCAGGAUGCCAUGCAUCGACCGAAGGUUUCGACAGUUCAAGCCGGCCUUUUGUUGCUGCAGCAUACCGAUACGGACUCGGCAGAGCUGACUGCGCAGCUCGUCAGUGUUGGGCACGGAUUAGGUCUGCACUUGGAUGCCUCGGAUUGGAACAUUCCCGAAUGGGAAAAGGGAUUGCGGAAAAGGCUGGGCUGGGCCCUGUUCAUGCAGGACAAAUGGAGCAGCCUCGGGAGCGGCCGAGUACCCCUGGUCCACUCGGCAAACUGGGCACUCCAGCCGGUGACGAUGGCAGAUUUUCCCGAGAACGCGUCUCAUGAGGACAGCCAGGAAGGGAGCUCGGAGGUUGAAAGGGGUCGAAUCCUGUUCACCUACAUGGUUACUUUGUCGGUAAUACUAGCUGAUCUCCUCGAAUCCGUAUUUACACUCCAGGCGACUCGGGAGAUUGCUGCUGCCGGGUCGAGCGGUCUUUCGAUUCUCCUGGAGAAGGUAAAGCCGGUACAGCUAAGGCUGAAGGAGUGGUUCUCCAACCUCCCUGAUUGCCUAUCUAUGGAAGCUACAGAGGUAAUGAAGCUCAACUCGGUUGGAUAUUUAAGGCUAGCCUAUGUAGCCACCGAGAUCACCCUUCACCGCCGCAUUAUUCUUGCGCUCGGCCCUUCUACAAACCCACAACUCUUCCAGAUAUGCCGCUCCGUCGCCCACGAGCGUUUCAUGUUUGCCAUGGACUUCCUCCAAUCCCUCAAGCCACAACACCUGUCAAGCUUCUGGUACUUUGCAUCACCUCAAAACUUUGCUCUUAUCGCCGUCUUUGGUACCCUCCUGCUAUCCACGGCUACAAGCCCUGGGGAGGCAGACUUUUACCGGACGAAGCUGAGGGAAUAUAGGUGGAUACUGAAGAUCAACACCGAAAAUGGGGCGCGAUAUAUGAAGCCCGCGAUGGCUUUACUCGAUGCCAAUAUGUUACUUUUAGAGGCCAAAGUAGCUAGACCGGCCGAAGAAGUUUAG